Nasonia vitripennis (jewel wasp) is the source of this 1802-nucleotide messenger RNA. It is a transcript of the gene CYP9AG4, whose product is annotated as cytochrome P450 9AG4. The record is from RefSeq and is marked validated. The coding region runs from base 85 to 1593 and encodes 502 amino acids. The transcript has a single exon. NCBI's taxonomy places the organism in Eukaryota, Metazoa, Arthropoda, Insecta, Hymenoptera, Pteromalidae. Gene Ontology annotation, molecular function: heme binding; oxidoreductase activity, acting on paired donors, with incorporation or reduction of molecular oxygen; iron ion binding.
UCAGUCGCAUUCGAGUCAUUCCUGAGAUCGACUGCACGCUUUCUUGUACUGCUGCAAGUUCUACUGCGCUAGAGGGGUCCAAAAAUGGACUUGCUAACAUUCGCCCUGAUCGUCGUAGCUUGCUACACGAUUUACUAUUACUUCAAGAAUAAUCUUGAUUAUUUCAAGAAUCGAGACAUUCCGUACUACCCGGCAUGGCCAUUGCUGGGCAACAUGGCCACGCCGUUUUUCAGACGGAAACACAUCUCCGACCUGGUUCGAGACAUGUACAACUACAACCCGGACGCCAAGUACAUCGGAGGCUUCGACUUUGUCCGACCUGUUAUCGUGCUGAGGGACCUCGAGCUCAUCAAGAGUGUCGCCAUCAAGAACUUCGACAGCUUCCCUGAUCACAAGUCUUUCGUCGAUGACUCCCUGGACCCGUUGUUCGGUGGUAAUCUCUUCAACAUUGCCGGCGAUAGAUGGAAAGAAGCAAGGAACCUGCUCAGUCCGGCCUUCACCUCCAGCAAGAUGAAGGGUAUGUUCGAGCUGAUAGCUCAGUGUGCAGAGAACUUUGUCAAGUAUCUGGAGGAACGACCGGCUUCGGAGAAUAAAAUGAUCGCCACCAAGGAUUUGUUCACCAGGUACACAAACGACGCGAUAGCUACCUGCGCCUUCGGCAUCGCCGUCGAUUCGAUGAAAGAUCCUAAGAACCAGUUCUACGUGCUCGGAAGGGAAGCCACGAAUCUGGAGGGUCUGAUGACUGUCAAGUUCUUCAUCGCAAGGGCCUUUCCGCAGAUUUUGAAAUUCUUUCGGAUAACAUUCGUGCGAGACGAAAUCGUCAAGUUCUUCAAGGACAUUGUGGGUGCGACAGUGGCCAUGCGCGACGAGCAAGGCAUCAGCCGACCGGACAUGAUCCAGCUGAUGAUGGACGCGAGGGGCAAGGAGAGCAAACAUCUGAAGCUGGACCUCACGGAGAUGACUGCCCAGGCCUUCAUCUUCUUCUUUGGUGGUUUCGACACGACUUCUACUCAGAUGUGCAUAAUUGCUCAUCUUCUGGCGAUCCAUCCCAACGUCCAGAGGAAGCUGCAGGAGGAGAUCGACGAGGUCAUGCGGAAGCACCAAGGCAAGCCUACGUACGAAGACAUCAACGGAAUGGCCUAUCUGGAUGCCGUCUUCAACGAAUCAAUGAGGCGUCAUACACAGGUUGGAUUCAUCGAUCGGCUUUGCACCAAAAAGUUCGAGCUACCACCGGCAUUACCUGGUGGAAAAGGCUUUACUGUACUGCCCGGCAUGAACAUUUGGAUUCCCGCGAUUGGUAUUCACAUGGACCCUAAAUACUACGACGAUCCUGAGACAUUCGAUCCCGAGAGGUACUACGAGAAGAAGGUCUCCAUCAACGACGUCACCAAUCUAGGCUUCGGUAUUGGACCGAGAGCUUGCAUCGGAAAUCGAUUUGCCAUUAUGGAAACUAAACUUAUGUUGUUCUUUUUACUUUCUAAAUUCAACUUGGUCGCCAACGAAAAAACAGCCAAGCCUUUUGUCUACAGUAAGCACACGUUCUCUAUUGUAGCCAAAGGCGGAUAUUGGUUGGGAAUCGAGAAGCGUAAUUGAAUAUUCGUAACAUUCGAUAAUGUAAGGCUUGUGCAAUUUUUUGUUAGGACAAUUAUUUAAAAAACCAUUGCAUUGACGUGAUGUGAUAGCUCGUGUGUUGAGUAGAUGAAUGUUGAUACUAAAAAUCUGAAUGAGAUUAAAAACUGUAUAAAUUUUGUAUUUUUAUUGCAAUAAAAAUAUGUAUGUAGGAAACGAAUCUUACACCCAAA